CUCUAAAAUAAUUAUAUUAAUAAUUUAGCACUGCGGUGCCUACAAAGAAACAAUACUGUGGUAUCUAAGAGGAAAGAAAGUAAAUAAAAUUAACAAAUGAUGUGAAAUGAAUAAGCAGAGAAAGACUUUCCUCAUUUUUUUGAGUGUCAUUUAAAUUCAUUUUCAGCAUGAUCACAUUGGGUAACCAAUUACAAUGGCUAAUGUCCCAGAUAGCUCAUUAAAAUCACCAGUCACUGUGCACAUUUGAACAUUGAACAUCAUUCUCCGUGUAAUCAUUCAAAAAAAUCGGCUUAAACAGUCUACUGGAACUGUCAUUUCCUCAAGUAACAUUUAGUGUGGUGCUAUUGUUGAUUCUGCAGUUAGAACUGAAACAAGAUCAGUAAAUGUGUCGCCCAUGAUUGGUGGGGGGAACCUGGAGACAAUAGUGCACGCGCCCACUAUGUUCCUGGUGUUGCUCCGGGUGAAACAGCACCACCUUGUGGACAUACAGUGCUAAUGCAGUGCUGAUGCUGCAGUGCUUUUAGCAGGCGGUGUACACAGACUUUAGUGACAUACUAGUCAUUAAUUGUCUUUAUGAGAGCCUUACGUAGGGUCUCUGUGGUGCUGGAGUGAGCCUUGUGGACUUGGGGAGGAUCAGAGUAAUGCAAAGUUUAAAUGCUGUUGAGAAGCAUUCAUCACGUCCUUCACAUCAACAGGAGCUUAGCAGUGCUUUCUCUUUGACAGAGUUUUAUGUGGUUGAGCGGGUGAAAGCUGCUCGUCUCAGACGGUCCACCUCCCAUGCUCAGCCAAGCGUCCAGAGAGUUCUGGGAGGGCGCGUGCAAAGGGUUGUUCUCUGAGAGAGACAGCAUCAUUGCAUAAGCCUGCGGGAGAAGACAGGCUCUUGGGAAAGCUGGGCAGACCCUCAAGGUCCAAGAGAGAGCCCUCCUCCUCUACACACCUGCACCGAGGGAUGGAGGGAUGGCAGAGAUAGGGCAGUAUGGAUGGGUCGGUAAGGAUGAGUAAAUGGAUGGAAAGAUAGAUGUAGGAAAGGGACAGAUGGAGAGUUAAUGCCACGUUGGUGUGGGGUAGGGGGUUUAGGUGAAAGAAAAUAUGAAAAGAAGAGAAAAAAAGAGGUACGAUUAAUAAAGGUACAGAAAGGUAGAGGGAGUAUACUGGAAGAAGAAAAAGGAGAGAAGAGUCGGAGCAGUAGCUGACCUCUUGUUAGCUAAACUGAAACGAAAGAUGAGAAGACUACUGAUGUACGCUUGAUGGAUGAAUUAACAGGAUACAUAAAGAGAUACUGCUAAUCUCAUUCUUUAUUCACAUCAAGUUAUGAUGGUCUCACUGAACAGAUGACCUCAUCCCUUGAAUCCAGCACAUGGACUUUACUCAUUAAUGUUCAAUAGAAAAUAACUUUGACAGAUUCACAAAGUAAAUCAUGUUAAAAAUGAACAGAUCUCAGUAAGAAAUGUUGCACUGUACAACUUUCUCAGUACAGCCAGCUGCCAGAAUCUAGUUAGCGAUCUUUUUGCUAGCUCACUUUCCUGAUGAAUUAAUGCAUUUGUUAUAUGUGUUGUUUCUGCAAUUGCUGCUGAUUUAUAUUUUAUCAUAUACUGUCUCCUACCUUAGUUUUUCAAAUUGUAAAUAGAGACAAAAAGGUCAUGAGAAAAAGACGAGACCUACAUAAAGUCAGUGAACUUACACAAGAAGAUGAACCAGGAGUGAUUUUUGGAAGGAACCUAUACAUUCAGUCCAUGUUUUACCUCCUUCUCAGUGCGUAGAGUUGUUUAGUAUUGACAUUAAUUGUAAUGAAAGAAGGUAUAAGGUUUCUGUUCAGUUUCUGUUGAAACAGGAGAUGGGCAGAAUAACUAAAACACCUCAAAGAUUACUGUGAUGUUUUAAUGUUCCAUUAAUCUUGACUAUCAUUGAUGUGUUGAUCCCAAACAUUUUGUAGCUGUAUUUUGUUUUGGUGUUGUAUUGGACUGUAUUAUUGCAAGUUGGUUGUGUGAUUUUGUUCCUCACAUAUCCAAGAUAUAAUUAAAAUACUCAAAAUUUAUUGUUGUGACACGCUGGGGAAAGGAUUUGUUGUUACACCCAGUUUAUUAACACUAAACAUUGCAGCUAUACCAGCUACUUACAGGCUGCAACAUAUACUGAGUACACUACUUCAGUGCUUACAGCUCGGUGUUGAUUUCAGUUCAUUUAGGUUAAAAUAUAAUCACAUUUAGAGACUAAACCAAAAUACUUCAGAGAUUGUGGCUGUUAUCCAAUGUCCAUCAUGGUUUCAACAACUUUCUUGUGUUUGUGUUUCCUUCUUUCCACCAACAUCUGAAAAUAUACCUGUAUGUUAUAACAUUUCUAAUGUUAAUCAGAGACUAAAUAUAUAAAAUUGCACUGUAAUUAGAGAAGACAAGUUGAUCAUUAUGGAUACAUUUUUUAAUUCAAUCAUUCAUUUCCAUUAAAAAGCUGUCUGAUAUACAUACCAGUCAAAAGUUUGGACACACCAUCUCAUUCCCCUGAAUGAGAAAGUGUUCAAACUUUUUACUGUUACUGUACAUGAUUGAAGGAUCAGCUUUACUGUCUGUGCUGCAACAGUCACAACAGUCCCACAUUAUGACUUAAUACUUGUUGGUUUGUGGAGAAACUAGUUUCAUGUCAAUGGGAGAAAUGAAAGUGUGGUGAAUAUCACAUAAAUUGCACAGAUGACUGCUGCUGCCUCCUAGUGGAUGUUUUUGUGACAUCAGUGUUGUUUUUCAAAAAGCCAGACUUCAUUACCAUGAUUGAUUUAUUGAGGAAGCAAAGAGAAAAACACACUCGGCACUCUUUUAAUUGCAUUUUUGGUCUUUGAUCAUCUCAGCCAAUUCACAAGCUGAGAAAGGUCACAAUAUCUGACUGUGUCGUUAAUGUUUGAGCAGGUAGAGAUGAUAAUUUUUUUCUUACUACUCCUUCCAUGACUUGUUUAUAUGAGGUGUAUUCAAUGUUCAUUGAUCUAAUAACCUGUCAGUUUUAUUUUAUCAGCCAUGAGGUGAUUUCAAUCCGUAAUCCACAAUGAAAACUCUAAUCAACUCCUAAAAUUAUACAUGUUGUUUUCCAGAUAACCUGUCAGCGUGUCAUCUAACAGAUCUCCUCCACUUUUCUAUUCACAUGUUGUUUUCCAGAUAACGCACUCCAAGUCUUAUCUAUCUACCUGCAUGUACGUUUGAUAAAAGAACAUUUGGUAAUGACUAACCAGGGUAAAACACUAUUUAAGGCUGGGAUUAACACAGAAACUACAAAGUUAAACUGCAAAGACUGACAGUCACAGAAUGGAGACGACAAUGUUUAUUCCACUGCUGCUGCUGAUCUGCUCUUUCUCCACGACUCAGCUUCAAGCAGAGCCUGACAAUGAAUUUAUCCCACAUGGAAAGCAGACUGAAUCCCAGGGAUGGGAACCAGCAAAUGCCUCUCAUCACCCACUGACCUGUCCACAAGACAUUCAUGCUGUGCUGAGAGAGAUGAGCGGCUUGUUGGCUGAACAGAGGGUGGAGAUCAGGCACUUACAGAGAGAUAAUGAAGCACAGGCAGCUAAGCUAAGAGAACUGGAGACACAAAAGGCUGAGGUAGAUAACUUGAAGCAACAGCUACAAGCACAUGCAGCAGAACUGAGAGAACUGGAGACACAGAAGACUGAGGUGGACAAGCUGAAGCAAAAGCAAGAAGCACAUACAGCUGAACUGAUCACCAUUCAAGCCAGAACAAAUGUCACAGAAAACCAGGUGGAGACUCUAAAGAGAGAUGGAAAAGCCAAGGUGGCUUUCUCAGCCUCUCUGUUGGCUUCAGGCGAAGUAACAGUCGGACCGUUUAACACAAACACUCCUCUGGUCUUCAGACACGUCGUCACAAACAUUGGAGACGCCUACAGCCCAAACACAGGGUUUUUCAUUGCACCAGUCAGAGGAGCCUACCACUUCGAGUUCUACAUAGGUGCACAUGGACAUGCUUCACAUCCUUCAGGUGCUGUGUUGGUCAAGAAUGGAGAGCAAAUCUUUACUGCAUAUGAGCAUCAGACAUCCCAUUAUGGGAGUUCUGCCAAUGGCGUCACACUGCUUCUAGAGGUCAAAGAUGUUGUGUUUUUGCAUCAGUGGGCUAACACAAGGAUAUUUGACAAUGUAAAUCACCACAGCACCUUCAGUGGUCAUCUGCUUUUCACCAUGUGAGAAAGAAACAGUCCUUUUUCCUCACACACACUGUAGCAGUGUACCAGUCUUUACUGAUAAAAGCUGUUUUAAUAAGAAAAAGGUUCAUGAAUUUUUCAUCUGUGUCUGGAUUUGCAUCAAAACAUACAGUGAUAGAUUGUGAUGUGCCAGAUUUUCAUUUGAUUAAGAACAUGCAGUAAUUCAUGAGAAAACUGUGAUACUGAUCAAAAAUCCCUUAUUUCACAAUGUUAAGAAAUACUUAAACUAAUCCUGUAUUUUGAUCUGGAUUCACAUCAGCACCAGAAACUACUUACUGUACUUCUUCUUUGCUCUUUGCUCCAUGUUACCUUUACUGUCUGAUUUCUUUACACUGUGUUUUACUUUGUUUUAUAGAAAUGUGAAUGCUCAUGUGCUGUUGAUGUUAAUGUGAAAGGAAAAUUCCCUCUGUACCUUUGAAAGCGUUUAGCUGUGCAUUUGUUAUUUGUAAGUAUCUAAAUAUGCAACAACAACAUCAAUAGUUUGUACAUAUUAAGUGUAU
This is a messenger RNA of Thunnus maccoyii (southern bluefin tuna), 4692 nucleotides long. Its product is annotated as complement C1q-like protein 2. Bases 3285 to 4175 code for a protein of 296 amino acids. Lineage: Eukaryota; Metazoa; Chordata; Actinopteri; Scombriformes; Scombridae. The record is from RefSeq and is a predicted model, not a curated record. Gene Ontology annotation, molecular function: protein binding. The transcript has 10 exons.